AUGUAUCGUCACUGCGGUCAGCUCUCUCGCCUUGGCGGUCAAGCUUACAAAGGACUCUCGGCUAGUGCACGAUCCUACUAUCUGAGAGAUGCAAUCUUCACGCACCGUGCACAGAUCCACCUCGGCAGCUUUCGUUAUGCCGCAUCAGACAGAAGCAAGGUCGAAUACACGCUUAAAAUGUUGAAGGAGGACCUCGAGCGCCAGCAAGAUGAGGAGGCAAAACGUCUGAAAUUGGUGCCAGCUUCACAAGAUGACAACAAAAAACUGACGAUUAGACAGAAGAUCGUCCACGAAUUGAAGCAUUAUUACCAUGGUUUUCGCCUACUUUUGCUCGAGACCCGCGUUGGAGCCAAGUACCUCUUCCGUAUUAUGCGCGGUCAAACCUUGACUCGACGUGAACGACAGCAGCUGGUUCGUACCGUUUCUGACUUGUUCCGCCUGCUGCCGUUCUCCAUUUUCGUCAUCAUCCCGUUCAUGGAAUUGGCUCUGCCGAUCUUCUUGAAGCUUUUCCCGGGAAUGUUGCCAUCAACUUUCCAGGAGAAAUCGAAAGAGGAUGAGAAAAUUGCGAAACAACUGAAAGUCCGCGUCGAGAUGGCCAAAUUUUUGCAAGACACUAUUGAAGAACUUGCCCUGGAACGAAAAGGCCGCAGCGCUGACGGUGCUCAAGGCGAAAGCAAGGCUUUGGAGUUUGCCCGCUUUUUGAAAAAUGUUCGGACGGAAGGAGGUUAUGUUUCGAACGAGGAGCUUUUCAAGUAUACGAAAUUGUUCGAGGAUGAACUGACACUUGACAACUUGUCAAUGUCGCAGCUGCGUGCCCUUUGUAAGCUGCUCUCGAUCCAGCCACUUGGUACUCCUGAAAUUCUACGUUUCCAGCUUAACAUGAAACUUCGUGAGCUCAAGGCAGACGAUAAGCAAAUCUCUGCCGAGGGUGGAAUCGACGUGCUCUCUGUGGCCGAACUCCAAUCAGCUUGCAGGGUUCGUGGAAUGCGUGCCCAAGGUCUUUCCGAGCAGCGUUUGAAGGAACAGAUGCGCCAAUGGCUGGAGCUUUCGAUGAACGAUAAGGUUCCUCCAUCUCUGUUGCUUCUUUCCCGUACCAUGUAUCUGCCCGAGGAGAUAUCAUUCACUGAUCGUCUCAAAAAUAUCAUGCAGAAUAUUCCUGAGGGCAUCGCCGAACAAACCCGGCAGAAGCUGACCGAAAUCGAAGGAGGCAAGAUUGAUCACAAGGAAAGGAUCGCCCUCAUCAAGUCAAUUGAAGACGGGAUCAAGAAGGAGAAGGAAUUGGCAGCUAAACAAGAAAAUGAGAAAGCCAAAGAGGUUGCUGCUAAGGCUGAAUUAGAAGCUGAGAAGGCCAAGAGUGACGCAGAAAAAGUACAACAAUGGACAGAUGAUCUUAAGACGAAGAAUCUCAUGGAGGAUGCUAUUGCUCAGGCGGCUCAUGCUGCUCACCAAAGCGUCGAGGAAGUGAAGGCCGGCCUGGCGAAUAUCACAAAGGACAUCGGCGCUGAAAAGAAGGACGCCAAAGAGGAACUGAAGCUGGACCCUACCGAACUUGCCUCUAUUGAGAAAAUUAUUCAUGGCGGUGCAAUCCAUGAGGCGAGACAUGACAUCAUCGGCCUCAAGGAAAAAGUCAUCGAGCACACUGAAGAUUUGUUGGAAGUGAGCUCGCUAGAUGGCGAAUUUUCCGAAUCGAAGGUCGCUCAACGUCUUCGAACCAAGUUGAACUCCAUGAUCGAAAACGUUGAUCAUCUGGUGACGAAAUUGGAAACUGAAAAGAAGAAUGUUGGCGAAACUAUUGCUGACCCGGCCGUGCCAAAAUCUGCUGCCGACAAGAAGGACCGGCUGCUGCGCAUUACGGAUUUAAUUUCUAACCUCCAAAAGCUCAAAGCCGUUACUGGUGAUGAGAAGAAGGAGCGGAUUGAGAAGAUCCUGAAUGCCCUUGAUGAGGACAAAGAUGGUGUCGUCGAUUCUGCGCUGGUCUUGGAGGUUAUCGAGUUGAUGGAGAAACAUAGUGACGUGCCUUUCUCAGCUGGCCAAGUAACGGCAAUGAUCGAAAUGUUGAAGAAGGAGGACCAUGCGGAGGCGAUUGCGAAGGCCAUGGAACAGUUCAAUAUUGCGGCGCCCAUUCUGCCGCAGGGACCUUCCAAUGAGCACGACCUUUCAACGAAUGAUCCCAACAAUGGACCUCUUGAUGUUUCCGAUGUAAAGGUACCAGGAACCGCACCUCUGAAUAACAAGGAAAACGGCGCCAACAAGAAAACUCCUCAACUU
Molecule: messenger RNA, 2268 nt
Organism: Mesorhabditis spiculigera
Lineage: Eukaryota; Metazoa; Nematoda; Chromadorea; Rhabditida; Rhabditidae
Source: the annotation of a GenBank genome assembly